Cydia pomonella (codling moth) is the source of this 798-nucleotide messenger RNA. RefSeq names its product endocuticle structural glycoprotein ABD-5-like (gene CPR23). The transcript has 3 exons. Gene Ontology annotation, cellular component: chitin-based extracellular matrix. Gene Ontology annotation, molecular function: structural constituent of chitin-based larval cuticle. The record is from RefSeq and is a predicted model, not a curated record. NCBI's taxonomy places the organism in Eukaryota, Metazoa, Arthropoda, Insecta, Lepidoptera, Tortricidae. The coding region runs from base 60 to 419 and encodes 119 amino acids.
AGCGACCACCCGACGUAUGAUGUCAGCUCCUGCAAGUGCAGCAUCUCCGAAUAUAUAAAAUGAACGAUCUCACACUAGUUACUCAUUCGUUACUAUACUCACCACGAAUAAGCAUCAUGAUCAAAUACCUGACCAUUGCCUGCGUGCUGGCCGCCGUGUGCGCCGCCGCGCCGCAGCAGGACGUGCAGAUCCUGCGCUUCGAUAGCGAUGUGCAGCCUGAUGGAUACAGCUUCGCGUACGAAACGAGCGAUGGCACUUCCCGUCAGGAGCAAGGCAAACUUGACAACCCGCAAUCGGAAGACGCCGCCCUCACCGUCACCGGAGAGUACGCCUACGUCGCCCCUGACGGCAAGCACUACAAAGUCACCUUCACCGCCGGACCCAACGGCUUUCAGCCUAAAACUUCCCUUGGCCAGUAAACGGAUUUGAAAAUUAUCGUCCUUAAACUAAAUGGAGGCAAAAACCUGCCACUUGUUUUGAAGAUAGCAGCAAAUCUUAAUAGCGACAUGAUUUAAAUACUUUCUUUGAUCAUGUCUCUUUUAGGAAAUUUUAGUAGAUAAGCGCUAUGUAAAUACUCUUUUACCUUUUAAAAACCAACAAUUUAAAUUGAAAAUAUCCAAUGAUGCUCAAUAAUUACGUUGCAGUGAACUUUCGAUCUCAUUUACACAUGCUGGAGCAUUAAGAAUGAGGGAUCGCUGAAUCUAAAUUCUUGUGCCAUAAUACCAUUUUUUGUACUUUUUUAAUUUUGUACCACGGUUUUUGAGCAUCUAUGCUCAAAAUAAAGUAUUUUUUAAACAG